Meloidogyne enterolobii is the source of this 1447-nucleotide messenger RNA. The record is from the annotation of a GenBank genome assembly. Lineage: Eukaryota; Metazoa; Nematoda; Chromadorea; Rhabditida; Meloidogynidae.
GAUCAUGACAAGAAAACGUGAAAAUACAAAUAAAUUAAAGGAAGACAAAAUUGAGAAUGGAAAGAAGGAAGAAGAAAUUAAAACUUCAACUAAUUUAAAUAUUGAUUAUUAUGAUUCGAGUGAUGAAGAGGAUAUUCGUAAUACAAUUGGAAAUAUUCCUAUUCAAUGGUAUGAUGAAUACGGACAUGUUGGGUAUAAUUUAGAUGGUGAAAAAAUUAAUAAAGCUGCUGGUAAAGAACAACCAAAAGGACAAAUUGAUGCAUUUUUGGAAAGAGAAGAGGAUCCGGAUUAUUGGAGAAGAGUUUUUGAUAAACAAACGGGACAGAAUAUUAUAUUGAGUGAUGAACAAGUUGAAAAACUGCAAGCUAUAGCAAGCAGUAGAUAUCCUGAAAUUGGUUAUAAUCCCUACCAACCUUUCUUUGAAAUUUUUUCUUUAAAACGAGAAAUUCAUCCAAUAUCAAAUCAACCACCUUCUAAAAGUUCAUUUGUCCCAAGCGCCGAUGAAAGACGAAUUGUUGGUAGAAUGGUACAUGCUAUCAAAAAUGGAUGGAUGAAAAGACGAGAAGAAAUUGAAAAAGAAGAUGAAGAAAGGGAACUUGAAGAAGAAUUUCCGAAGGUUUACGAUAUUUGGUCAGAUGAAGGAAAUUUGGAGGCUAAAACUAAAUCUGAACUUGCCCGGCUUAAAAUGAAUUGGACAGCACCAAAAGUGCAACUACCUGGACAUUCUGAAUCUUAUAGACCUCCACCAGAAUAUUUAUUUUCUAAACAAGAAUUGAAAAAAUGGGAAGAAACUGAAAGAGAAAGAAGAAGACCUAAUUUCAUUCCAAGAACUCAUGAUGCUUUUAGAAAAGUUCCUUUCUAUGAGCGUUUUUACGAUGAACGUUUGGAACGAUGCAUGAAUUUGUACUUGGCGCCUAGACAACGAAAAUUACGACUCAACGUCAGUGCCGAUCAACUUUUGCCUGUACUUCCCAAUCCAAAAGAUCUUCAACCAUUUCCAACUACAUUGGCAUUUUAUAUGCGUGGACAUAAAGGCCAAGUUCGUUCAAUUUCUGUUGAACCUGACAUUGGCGAGAUUUUAGUUUCUGGCGGUGCAGAUUCAACUGUUCGUGUUUGGGCACUUCCUAAUGGAAAUUUUCUUCAUAAAUAUGAAAUGUCUGCUCCCGUUACUUGUGUCCAAUUCUGUCCGGAUCCGAAAAAAUUGCUUGUUUUGGUUUCUUGUGAAUGUGAAAUUGUUACAAUUUUAAAUAUUUCAACUGGUGAUCGCCUCUUAAUUUCUCAAACAAAACAAUUUCUUGCUUCACUUCCAAUUGAAGAAGCACCUGAAAAUACACCGGGAAUUAAAUGGGUACGUUGUGAAAAAGAAAAACAAAUAAAUAAUAAAAAUUCAAAAAUGGAAGGAAUUCAACUUGAAAUGAAAGAUGUAAGGAUUUUUUAUAUAAAUUAA